UGCUGAUAGCUGUUCGUCUAUCGGACCUCGUUGUUAUCAAUAUAUCCAUUGGAUUGUUAUUAUUAUUAUUUAAUGUUUAUGACAAUACGACCAUGAGUAUGAGAUAACAAUAUAUUUUUUUUACCAUCAUAACGUGUUAUAUUCCAUUCUACGCAUUACGCACUAUAAUAAUAUUGUACUCGGCGUCUCAGCUUACAUGCCGUCUAUACUUGAUGAUCAGUCGUCAGUGAGUGCCGAGUUGUCUGAGACACGGGUAGUUACCGAGAGGAACAUCGGACGAAACGUAAUUUAAAAACUCUUUUUUGUGACAGUAGGUUAUAAUUAUCGCGAGUAUUGAUUGAGAAUAUUGUUGUCUAAAAAUGUCUGGUUCGCUAUCCGCCGUUAUUUCGGCCAAGCCAGACGUGCCAUAGGGUAUAGAUACGCUUGAUAAGAGACAUGAACAACGGUGACGACGAGCUGCACCGACCUGGCACAAGCAGAGGAGUGCUGUCUGAUCGGAAAGAAUCGUCCAGAUUAAAUAACAACGUAGCGCACAGCCAUGAAGAUCCCGAUACUGAAAGUUGUCUUGAUUGUGAUACCCCUGAACAACACGACCAUAUGAUAGCUGCUAGUUUAGUACGUUGUGACCAGGAAGAUAGUGAUUCGGAUAACGAUUCUUGUAUUUACACUUAUCGUGGUGAUCGGCAAGAGCCGGCAAUUGAAAACUUACCCAUGGAUGAUAGAAGUGCAUCACCUUUAAUGGAUUACUUAGAAAUGGACUUUGAACCUGAACCAACGGUUAAUAAUGUAUCUGAAGAUGAAGAAAUUACUGAGCCAAUGGCUAAUAAUGCAAAUGAUGCAAUGCUGUUAUUAAAAGACCUAAUAGCUUCUGCAAAUCCUAAUUUACGAGAAAACCAUCUGAAUGUUAGAAAUAAUGGAACACGUGAACCUAUUAUCAUUCCUAACCAAGUCCCUCGAUUGUCAUUUUCAAGUUCAAAUGUACCCGUUCUACAUUUCAGGACUACUAAUCUCCCUGUUUGUAAAGAAGACCGUAAUAGAUGUAUGCGACGUAAUUCUGAUACAACGGAGGUAUGUCAAAAAAUGAAAAAAAUGCGUGUUGAUGAUUUAACUUGGAUUAAAGAAAUGAUAUGGUCAGAAAAAGAGGCAGCUCAGUUUCAAGUAAACCAAAUUGGUGUAUCAGCAUGUGGGGCAACUGCAGUUGUAAAUACUUUGUUGGCUCUGAGGACACAAUUCAAUUUAGACCGUAUAGUUCAAAUUAUUGGCACUCGUUUACGUGAUGAGACAGCUCCACUUGUUCCCUAUUUAGAAUCACGGGCUGUGGCUGGUUGCAUGCCCCAAGAUUUGGUUAGAACAUUGGAAACCGUAACAGAUUCACAUGUCAGUGCUAGGUUCUUUGCUACUCAUCAAUAUUUGGAUUUACAACUCGCCCCAUGGCUUGCCACUUGGAUAAAAAAAGGCGCUGUUCCCAUAUUGACAUUAAAUCUCCAACGUGUAGAUGCUUCUUCACCUUCUCUUGUGCCAGAUAGUUGGCACCAUCAAAUGGUGUAUGGAGUAUCAUACAAUCCCUUACGUCCAGAAUUUGCUCAAAUUUACUUAACGAAUCCACUGAGCAUUUCAAGCUUGGAGUCGUUAGUUCCACAGUUAAUUUCUCCAUCUUCAUUGAUGAUUAAAAGAGCUGAUAUAUUAUCCAGGUGGACCCCUCAAACAGAUCUCAUGUCUUUGGCCACACAUCCUUGCCGACUAUGGCAUAGGUUUAAUGUGUUAGGGCAAGUAGUAAAUCUUUUACGCGAAGAAAAAGAAAAUGUCAAAUUCACUGAUCAUAUUGUCAUACCGGCCAACUAUAAGAGUGGUAUAACUUUAGCAAUGAAAACAUCAUCAAAUUUUUGCCAUGAAUUGAAAUCUGUGCCAGAACUAUAGAUAGGUACCUUUAAAUAGGUAUUUAUUUAUUAUGUUAAUAAUUUUAUUUGUAUUAUGUGUUUUAUUGUGUAACCUAUAUUUGAAAAUAACAUUUCAUAAAAAUGUUAAGUUAAAUAAUAUUUUUUGACCCAAUCAAAGUUACCAACAUAAAAAAAUAUUAGAGUAAUAUUAUAUUUUAUGUUAUAAAAAUAGUGUGGUUAACUAAGAUUGACAGAAAAAACAUCAAUUUUGAUUUCUGACAUUUAAAUGUAAACAAACAGAAUUUAAUCCUUUCAAGUAUAAACAUAUUAAUAUUUAUUAUUUAUUAAUGAACUGAAAGUAAAGUGUUACAAAUAUAGCAUUAAAUUACAAUGUAUAUAAAAUAUAUAUUGUAUGCUACUUUUUGAUAAAAUAUAUAUAUUUAGAUUA
This is a messenger RNA of Metopolophium dirhodum (rose-grain aphid), 2325 nucleotides long. RefSeq lists its product as uncharacterized. The record is from RefSeq and is a predicted model, not a curated record. The coding region runs from base 436 to 1917 and encodes 493 amino acids. The transcript is spliced from 7 exons. Lineage: Eukaryota; Metazoa; Arthropoda; Insecta; Hemiptera; Aphididae.